Messenger RNA from Acanthopagrus latus (yellowfin seabream), 5513 nucleotides. It is a transcript of the gene efnb2a, whose product is annotated as ephrin-B2a. Bases 1275 to 2282 code for a protein of 335 amino acids. NCBI's taxonomy places the organism in Eukaryota, Metazoa, Chordata, Actinopteri, Spariformes, Sparidae. Gene Ontology annotation, molecular function: ephrin receptor binding. The record is from RefSeq and is a predicted model, not a curated record. Gene Ontology annotation, cellular component: plasma membrane. The transcript has 5 exons. Gene Ontology annotation, biological process: axon guidance; blood vessel morphogenesis; ephrin receptor signaling pathway.
UUGUUUUCAUUAUGGAGCCAUAAACACGGAGAAGUGCGCGUUAUCUGUGUUGUUACGCACGUCGGAGUUAAAUCAGCAGAUAUUUGCAUGGAGUCUGGUGCGCGCCGUUUAACCUGCUCGCAUCUUUUUUUUUAUUGAUCACAGGAGGAGUGUUGCACUUUUGUAUUAAUUCUGUGUGUUCUUUGUGUGUGAUGUGAUCUAAUUACGUCAUAAGUGGACCUUGAUGGCACCUCCUCGGGGUUCGGGGUUUGAUUCCUCCACCUGUCCUGUUGGUCAGAAGUACACUCGGCUGUGAUUCCUCCCCAUUUUUUCAGCCGAACUGAACCAGUUGCCUUUCCCCUCCUUUGACUGACAGCACGGCUCCUAUUCACUUCCCCUGGCCGUGGGGACCAAUCAGCAGCAGCGGUGGGCGGGGCCUCGGUAAAACCAGCUCCACCAAAUAUUCCCAGUCGCGCUCCCUUGCAGUUACUCUCCAUCCAGGUUUCGGAGCAGCGCUGAGGCAUCACCCCUGCGUACUCUGCGGGCGUUUUUGGAUCCGGAUCUUUGGCAGGAGCCGCAGCGCGUUGUGUUCUGGGGACCUCUAGUAUGAGAACUUCCAUUCCAGCUCCUUUGAUUUCUUUCAUCCUCAUAUUUGAUCAUUUUCUUAAUUUUGACCAUCCGAACUCAUUGCUUCGCCCUUCUCAUUUUUCUGCUGCUGUCACCCACAGUUUGUUGCUCACCGCCACCUCCACCACCGCCACCUCCACCAGCACCUCCACCAGCAGCAGCAGCAGCAGCAGCAGCAGCAGCAGCUCCAGCUGAAAGGGGGAAUAAUCUCACCAUUCCAACCAGCCAGCCAUCUCCUGUCCGUCUCUGUGCUGCUGCUGCUCUUCUGGAUCUUUGGCUGCACUGCUGGACUAUAACGCAGAGGAUUUAUAUUUGUAUUGAUUUCCAUCUGCCGCCCGGUCCACAGCGGACAACACCACUUUCUUUUUUUUCUUCUUCUUCUCUCUGAGGGAUGUAUUUCAGCGCUCUGAAGGGGAGAAUAUAAACGCACUGCCCGCUGAAUGAACUGCUGCCGUGCGCCUUUUGGUUUGUUGGAGCAGGAGAUGCUCCUCUACGUCUGAUCUUGGGUUUGUUGUCCGUGCGCAGCCCCUCUGGAUCGGGAUAUAAGCUGAAGAGAUUGCCGCCGUCAGCCCUUCCUGGAGCGCUUGUCGCCUGAUUUAUUUUUCGUGGACACAUUUGGUGAUUUUGAGAAGGAUUGUGCACCCCACCCGGAGGCGCGCAGGCUCACCAUGGGGGACUCGAUGUGGAGAUAUUAUUUCGGAGUUUUGUUUAUUGCCUUCAAAGUGGACUUGUGCCGGGCGAUCAUCCUGGAGUCCAUCUACUGGAACACAACAAAUACCAAAUUCGUGCCAGGCCAAGGCGUGGUAUUGUACCCCCAGAUCGGGGAUAAGUUGGACAUUGUGUGCCCCCGCGUGGACGGCGGGGUGUCCGAUGGCGUGGAGUAUUACAAGGUGUACAUGGUGCCCAGGGAGCAGCUGGAGAGCUGCACCAUCACCAAGGCCGACACGCCGCUCCUCAACUGCGUCAAGCCCGACCAGGACGUCAAGUUCACCCUCAAGUUUCAGGAGUUCAGCCCGAAUCUGUGGGGCCUGGAGUUCUUCAGGGGGAGAGACUACUACAUCAUCUCUACAUCCAACGGCACCAUGGAGGGCAUCGACAACCAGGAGGGGGGCGUGUGCAAGACCAAGUCCAUGAAGAUAAUCAUGAAAGUGGGACAAAAUCCCUCUGACCCUAUUUCACCCAAAGACAACCCCACCAGAGUACCCUACCCCCCCAAGCACCCAAACGAGAAGGACACCUACAACCCCAACGAUGUCCUGGAGAAACCAGGUGUGUCACCCAGAGAAAGCAUUGACAACGACAACGGCGGCAAGUCCUCCAGCGUCAUCGGCUCGGAGGUGGCCAUCUUCGUGGGCAUCGCUUCGGGCAGCGUCAUCUUCAUCAUCAUCAUCAUCAUGCUGGUCCUGCUGCUGCUCAAGUACAGGCGGCGGCACCGCAAGCACUCGCCGCAGCACGCCGCCACGCUGUCUCUAAGCACCUUGGCCACGCCCAAACGGAGCGGAGGCGGCGGGAACAAUAACGGCUCGGAGCCCAGCGACAUCAUCAUCCCGCUCAGGACUGCUGACAGCGUCUUCUGCCCGCACUACGAGAAGGUCAGCGGCGACUACGGCCACCCGGUCUACAUAGUUCAGGAGAUGCCGCCUCAGAGUCCGGCCAACAUCUAUUACAAAGUCUGAGUCGGAACUUUUACACGCAGGAGACGAACUGGAACGCUCCCCGGGCAGAGCGGGUUUUUUUUGGCUUCGCCUGGCGCCGCUGGCAUGCCCGCGAACACUCUCGCUCUUUCUCUCUCUGUCUCUCUCACUCUGUUGACUCCUCCUCCUCCUCCUCCUCCUCUCCUCUGAUGUUUUGUCACUAUUUUUUUCUUAAUCGAAGUUUUGCUGAUACCUUUGUCGCUCUGGUUUGGGCCCGGCGGGUGCGGACGGGUCGGGUUUGGAGGGCCGGAGAGAAGGCUGCUGCUGCUCUCUGGAGCUCCGGCGGGGAAACGGGAGAGGACGAUCUCUUCUUUCCCCACGACAUUGCUCCCCGUUUUGCUUUGCGCGCCGCGGCCCGGCAUUUUUUUAACAGGAACUGAGUGUUUGCGGGGUCAGAACGUUACGACGGAUGCACAGUGUGUUUGUUUUUCUUUUCUUUCACGGAUCGGACGGACAGACGGAUGUUACGGAUGUGGAAGGUUUCCUGGCACGACAGGAGGGGAAGGAAUCUGUGGCCUCACCUUAAAGAGAGACUACUGCUCGGGAAGAGAGAGGGAAAGAGACAAACAAACAACGACAACAAAAAAAACACGAGUGAGGAGGAGAGGUAAAGGAGAAUACGGGGCUGACCACGAACUCACAAAAUGGCCGCCCUCUCUCCUCGACGCUCACAGGCCGGAGAGACUCUGUGGAUUUAACCAGCCGGACGAGGAACAAAACGGAGCGCGAUCCUCACGGCGGUUCCUCUCCGGGACUUUCCUGACUGACUCACGGAGAUCACCCAUCACCCUGCCACCCACAUCCUCACCAUCACAUGUACACAUCCACCCACGCACACAGACACACUGUCUCACCGGUCAAUGUGAACUGUUUGGGUUCCGGUGUGGACCGCACCAUUUCUCUCCUCACGCUCAGAUCUGUUCUCUCGAAUCUCUCAGAUGUUACUUGAAGUUUUUUGUCAACAUUAACUGAUCUUUGUUUUUUUUCAUAUCUGAUGUAGUUCAAAUGCAGACAGAGAGUUUUGUUUUUCUUCUUUUUCCUUUACGUGACGUGUCAUAUCCCCGAUGUGACGUUUUUAAACACAAGUGACCCUACGGUGGCUCGGAGCGGCGACGGCGUGAGACGAAGGAGUGAGGAUUAGUUUUUUUUUUGGUUUUGUUUGUUUCUCAAUUGUUGGUCGCCCUCACUCCGGGUGUCAGGUCUGCCCAGGUGGCUUCUGGGAAGAGUGGAGGACUUUCAUAUUCAUAGAGCAGCACUUUUAACCCCGUCGUUGGUACCUCCACUCUUCACAGCGAGUCCGAGAGAGACGCAGUGAUAGCUAGAGAUGGGAGAGCAGCUGUAUCCCGUCAGAUUUAGUAACGAGGGCUCGCCUCAACUUUAGAACCUGGGCCUUUCACACAGGCGGGUGUCAGGGGGCAAUAAGAAAUCCAGUUCGCCUUACUGCCGCUUUUCGCAUCAGGUGAAGAAGAGGCCCGAGAUGUAGUUGAGGUUAGCAUAGCUGGCUGCAGCUCUAGGUACUGUAAUGUUUACCCCUAGGGGUCCGAUGAUGAUUAAGGGUGCCCGAAGGGCCCAAAAUCACCGUGACCGGUGCUCUCCUAUUCUUGUUUUUUAAAAAAAGCACAGGGACAUCUUACUUAACAUUGUCACUGUUUCUCAAUCUCCAUUAGCAUUUCCAUAUUGUGAGUUCUUCAUUUACUUCUUUUUUUUUUUUUUUUUUUUUUACAAAAUAGAUGUACAUUUAAAAAAAAAGGACAUUACAAAGAUGAAAAAUACAAAAAAUAACAUAAAAAGCAGAAUUUAUUUAUGAUAGACACAUAGAGCACAGGUGUUGUCAGGCGGUGAGGAGGAGAAGAAGAAGAAGAAGAAGAAGAAGAAGAAGAAGAAGAAGAAGUAACGUUAAUAUAUUAUGGUAUAAGUGCACAUUAUGCAAUCUAGGUUUUUGAUUAUUUGAUAUCUCUCGACCCGCUGAGUCCCGUACUUUCAUGAGCUCUCGGUCCUGGGAAGGAGGACCCGGGGAGGGCAGCCUGGACCCCCCGGGCCCCCCGAGGGGAGGAGACUUAUCUGACCCACAAUAGCUCACGUUGGUGUACACAAGGGCAGAGUAGCUGUGUCUCCCACACUCACUCAGUGUAGCAUCUCCCAAAGGAUAAUUGUCAUGAACACCCAGCGCCCCCCGAUUGUCCUCAUACACACCCUCCAUGUUCCCUGUGCAUGUGUGUGUGUGUGUGUGUGCGUAUGUGUGUGUGUUGAGCAAGUCUAUAUUUCAGUGACUUCACAUUCAUUAAUAUCUUUGGCCUGAGAUCAUAAUCGCGACUCAUGCCGGCGCCCCGCCCCGCUCCCCGCCUCGAGCAUGCAUCAUCGACAUCGUCAUUCGAUCAUAAAAGAACAUCAAAAUUUCACCGAAAAAGCCAAGCCUUGUCUGAUCUGAGGUUUGUGCCUCUGAGAGGCUACAAAAUCUGCAAAUAUGCAAUUCUUAUUUAUUUUUUUAAAUCAAUUCUGAGGAAAAAAAAACAACAAAAAAAAAACAACAACCACCACCUAUGGAAAGUGUUCUUAACCACUGAGAGAUGUAACGACAAACUAAACGACACAAAAACUAGCAAAAGUGCGUCACGCGAGCCUGCUGGUCGAUUUUUGUUUCCUGCGUUAGUUUUAUUUUAAAUUUUAUUUUGAACCUGUUUCUGUUCUAACUGUGUGCCGUAGUACAAAAAGGUAAACUGUGAAAAACAAGAAACCAUUAGAGAAGCAUAUAUAUAUCACACCUGGACAGGUAUUUAAAGAAAAAAAACACAGACACACACGCACACACACAUAUAUACAACAAAGAAAUGGCUGUUUAGUUGCUGUCUGUCUGCGGCAGAAUCUGACAAUCUUAUUAGUUUCUUUGAAUCUGACGUCCUUUUCUUAGCGGCCACUCGACUAACUCUCUCCCAACAUUGACCCGGUUCUGCUCAGACCCGUCGUGUGAAGAAAACGUGGCAGCGAUGCUGUGAGAGUCUUAGCAGCGCGGGGGCUAGGAGAAGCACCUCAGGCUACUGUAAAAUGCCUUGCUCGUAUGGUCAGCCCUUGGUCACUUGACUCAGUAAUUUUGCACCGUACUUCUGUAGGUAAGAAAACUGUAAAUACAUUAAUGUUUGUAUUGUAUAUGGAUCCUGGGUUGUUACAAUAGCCUUAUUCACCUUUUUAGGAAAGUAAACGGAAAAAAAAAAAAAA